Diprion similis is the source of this 1088-nucleotide messenger RNA. Its product is annotated as latrophilin-like protein LAT-2. Gene Ontology annotation, molecular function: G protein-coupled receptor activity. Lineage: Eukaryota; Metazoa; Arthropoda; Insecta; Hymenoptera; Diprionidae. The record is from RefSeq and is a predicted model, not a curated record. Gene Ontology annotation, biological process: G protein-coupled receptor signaling pathway; cell surface receptor signaling pathway. The transcript has 8 exons. The coding region runs from base 84 to 1058 and encodes 324 amino acids. Gene Ontology annotation, cellular component: membrane.
UUCGGUUUAUUUGUUGAACUUCGACUGUCAACCCUCGCUCUUAUUCGCAUGAUGACGAAUUGAAGCCGACCGAUUUAUACGAGAUGGAAACUCUUUACACGGGGGUUGUGCACGGCUUCCCUCAGGCGAAGGGGCUGGCGGGCGGAGGCAUUUCCGGGGGGAUUGGGGGCGCCCUGGACCAAGACGGCGCCCUCAGCCUGAUCGUGGUUUUGGGAGGAAGUCUCUCCCUUGUGGCAUUGGUCUUCGCCUUUAUCACUUACAGUUUAUUCUCAGAUCUUCGAAGCCUCGCCGGUACGACGCUGAUGAAUUUGUUAGCAGCUCUCUUCAUGGUUCAGCUCUUGUUCAUCAUCGGAGUCGGUGGAGUUCAGGACGCCGAGCUGUGCAUCUCCCUGGGCCUGAGCUUGCAGUAUAUAAGAGUCUGCGUGGUUUGUUGGCUCGCGGCAAUGUGCCACCACCUUUACGCGACCGUGGCUUCAAUACCCUCCCGAGACGAGCCCCCGGCCUACAUAAAGUACAGCAUUUUCGCCUGGGGAACCCCCCUUCUGAGUCUAGGGGGCGCCACGAUGAUACAGAGUCAAGAGUCUGGCGACCUUUGGAACGUAACCAACUUGACGCCGUUCAACUGCUGGUUUCUAGGGAAAAAAGCAACGAUCUACACUUACGGUUUACCAGUUAUUUUUCUUCUUCUACUCUCCGGAUUUUAUCUCGUCAAGGCGGCCAUUGUUGCAAGGUACACGUGCAGCAUGCAGCUGGAGAUAAAGCAGCGGGAGAAAAUGAAAAAGAGGCGAACUCUCCAGUUGGUUUUGUUCCUGAAGGUUUGCUUGACAGUUGGUUUGGUCGCUGGUUGCGGGGUUGUGGCGAGAAUUUGGGAAAUUCCAUUCCUGUGGGCUAUGUUCUGCACAGGGCACUCCUUGCAGGGAUUGGCCGUCGCUCUGUCAGUUGCCUGCAACUGCCGAGUUCUUAAGGUCUACUCGAGGCAAGCGCGCAAACAACCGAAACAGCAGAUCGCCAAGUCGUCGAGUAUGCAGCUUCUAGCUCCAGCGCCGGAUCCUGUGUAAAAAAUACGCAUUCGCAUUGUCGCACAAAAA